Messenger RNA from Nicotiana tabacum (common tobacco), 1132 nucleotides. NCBI's taxonomy places the organism in Eukaryota, Viridiplantae, Streptophyta, Magnoliopsida, Solanales, Solanaceae. The record is from RefSeq and is a predicted model, not a curated record.
AUGAGAAGAGGUUCACGCUCGUUCAAGAAUGCACCUGCUGUAACUGACAUAUUUGCAAAGGAAUGUGCAAGAAUCAAAGGCUGCAUUCUGCAAGUAGUUCAGUCAGACGAUCUAUCUUUCUGCGACCAGGUGAAAGUGCUCACCAACAGCGAUAUUGUUGCGUCUCCAUGUGGAGCACAGUUAACGGAUAUGCUCUUCAUGGACCGCGAGAGCAGCGUGAUGGAAUUCUAUCCAAAAGGAUGGUUAGAGUAUGCUGGCUCAGGCCAAUAUGCUUACCACUGGAUGGCAAAUCAAUCAGGGAUGAAACAUCAGGGUGCAUGGAGGGAUCCAAUGGGAAAAGAGUGUCCAUCCCCCAAAGAUCGUCUGCAGUGCUUUCUUUUUCAUAAAGAUGGCAUGGUUGGACACAACGAGACCUAUUUUACUGAAUGGGUUAGAAGAGUCAUCGAUCAUGUUAGGCUAAUCAAGCUGGAGCAAGCUUCUACAAAUCAAGCAAACGAGCAACAACAUGAUUCAAAAGCAUGUAUAUGCUAGCCUACUAUUGAAGUAUUCAAUAGCGCCAUUAACAGAAGACUUUGUAAGAGUUAGAAUCAAAUGUGCAAACUGAUUUGCUAGAAAUCAUUAUUUGCAAACAAGCUCCUGUUUUAACAAAUGAAAUAUCGAGCAUCCUCCAUUGCAAAAUAAUCACUUUUUUCCUAAGGUAAGCACACAGUAAUCAUUGUCAUAUAGCAAGUAUCACAAAGAAAAUAAAAGUGAAAAAGCAAAAGGAUGAACUAAUAGCAACCCUCAGUGCUUCUACAAAUUAGGAAAGUUUACAUAAGACUAAUAUUCAGAACUCUACAGUUGCAACCUUGCUUCCCCCAAUCACUAAAAAUCAACCACUGCUUAGCUUUUGUAUGAUGCAUUUUGUGUGUUUCUCUCAUUUUUAUCAAAACGUACACCAGGAAAUAGCAAAACAGCACAGAAAGAUAGGAUUGCUCUUAUCUCCGUGAAUGGGCAACAAGUAGAUCACAAAAAAGCAAAAUAGUGGAAAAUGUACCACAUCAUCAUAUGGUUUGAUCCUUCCAGGAUGAUGCUCCUGCUCAACCGUCUCGUGUUGUUCUUCACCCCUGCUUGAGCUUUGAUCAAUGCAAUU